UGUGAUCCUGUCUUCUGAGCAGUUUACAGAUGACGACAGAUGAUGGAGACAUUCUGCUGGAUUACUCUAAGAAUCUCAUCAAUGAAGAAGUCAUGCGCAUGCUCUUCGACAUGGCGCGAUCGGUGGGCGUUGAAGCUGCCAGAGAGAAGAUGUUUGCAGGGGAAAAGAUCAACUUCACUGAGGGUCGUGCUGUUCUCCACACCGCCCUGAGGAACCGCUCUAACACUCCUAUCAUGGUGGACGGUAAGGACAUAAUGCUGGACGUGAACAGAGUCCUGGAGCAGAUGAAGGGCUUUUGCCAUAAAGUGCGCAGUGGCGAGUGGAAAGGCUUCAGUGGUAAAGCCAUCACUGACGUCGUGAACGUUGGCAUUGGUGGUUCUGACUUGGGUCCUCUGAUGGUGACUGAAGCUCUGAAGCCGUACUCUAAAGGAGGACCCAACGUCUGGUUUGUCUCUAAUAUUGAUGGCACACACAUGGCCAAGACCCUCGCCCAGCUCAACGCCGAGACCACCCUCUUCAUCAUCGCAUCCAAGACGUUCACCACCCAAGAGACCAUCACUAAUGCUGAGACGGCCAAAGAAUGGUUCCUCCAGGCCGCUAAAGAUACAUCUGCUGUGGCCAAACAUUUUGUGGCUCUUUCCACAAAUGCACCAAAAGUCAAGGACUUUGGUAUCGACACCAACAACAUGUUUGAGUUUUGGGAUUGGGUCGGCGGGCGCUACUCGCUGUGGUCGGCUAUCGGUUUGUCCAUUGCACUGCACGUAGGUUUUGACAAUUUCGAGCAGCUUCUAGCUGGUGCUCACUGGAGAGCAAUCAUCCUGCAGAGCACUCCAGCAGUUUUCGAAGGAAACAAGCCAAGCAACUCGAUCAUUUUCAAGAAACUUACACCAUUCAUGCUUGGUGCAUUUGUUGCCAUGUAUGAACACAAGAUCUUUGUGCAAGGUGUGAUGUGGGAUAUCAACAGCUAUGACCAAUGGGGUGUGGAGCUCGGCAAGCAACUGGCCAAGAAGAUCGAACCCGAGCUGCAGGACGACGCAGAGGUUCAUUCCCACGACUCCUCCACCAAUGGACUCAUCAGCUUCUUCAAGAAGAACCGCUCUUAAAUGUUUCCUAACUCCUCCCCUUUAACCCUACCUCUGCUGACCCCCUCAUCCAAUGAGAUUAGUGAAUUAUGUAUUAACGCUUGGCAUAGUUCAUAUAAUAAGCCUAGACAAGGAGGACAAGCACUUUAUGUCUGUCAUCAUGUAUAAGCCAUGAGAUUCUUGUGUGUUGCGUAAGAUUUGACUGUAUUCAUGUAUCUGUGGACCAGUAUGGGACGACUAUCUGUUUGCACUGCACACUCUAGAUGGAUUUCAUGUUCUCCUUUGGGCCAAGGAACCACAAUAAAUGUAUUCUUUGUCACCUUGCUUAAUCGCAUAUUC
Molecule: messenger RNA, 1421 nt
Organism: Sinocyclocheilus grahami
Lineage: Eukaryota; Metazoa; Chordata; Actinopteri; Cypriniformes; Cyprinidae
Product: glucose-6-phosphate isomerase-like
Exons: 14
Coding region: 30-1103 (357 amino acids)
Biological process (GO): glucose 6-phosphate metabolic process; gluconeogenesis; glycolytic process
Cellular component (GO): cytosol
Molecular function (GO): monosaccharide binding; glucose-6-phosphate isomerase activity; carbohydrate derivative binding
Source: RefSeq, a predicted model, not a curated record